CGCUGACACCGAGCGAACACUGGGCUCACACACUCGCGUUCAUACACUCUCACAGACAGGGCUCGCAAUAUUAUCGACAGAUCCGAGUUGGGAGUACAGUCGGGGAGAGCGCGUUGAAGUGUGUAAAAGCUGCUUCGGUGAGGGGAACGAGAGGAAAACGCAGGGAACAAAAAAGGAAAAGAAACGAAGGAAAUCCCCCGAAAGGAAAUGCCAAUCGCAGCCGCUGGACAGCCAACGACUCAGGAGCCUCGAGUUUGCCCCCGGCUGCCCUCCACCCCGGAGCCUGUCCCUAAAGGGGCUGAUUUAUUCGACGAGGCGGGGGCGACAGAGUCUGCGGAGCGAAUAGAGUACGGGGGCGCGGAGGGGGGCAGAGGACUCGGGGGCUAUAGUUACAGCCAGAGCGGCGCGAGGGGCUUUGUACAGCCCGGAUCUACCAACGGCUCUCCGCCGCAGUCCCCAGAAGCGUCCUCCUCUUUUCUUUUCCACCCCCUUCACCCCCACCAAAUGACCAUGGAACCUCCAAGGACUCGAUCUCGCUCACGGUCUGGAUAUUAUCAGUCGUGCGGUGUUGGAAAUGGCAAUGGAAUGACCGGCAGCGCAGUUAUGGUAUCUAACCACCACCACCAUCUCCACCACCACCACCAUCAGCAGCAGCAACUACAUCCACAGCAGCAGAACGGUGCCGCUUGCGCACCACUUGGAACUCACAGUAUCCACUCGGAGAACCAGCAGCGAGCCCCAGGAAGUAACGCCUCUCCCGGCAUUCAGAGGCUGUCUUCUGUUCCCGGAGCGCACCGCAUCCCAUCAGCAGGAGCCUCUGGUGGGUCCUACCACUGCCACCCAGACCAUGCGUAUGGAGAGGAGAGCGAUAAGAGUGAGGAAAGCCCCAGUCCAAAGCGCCAGAGGCUGUCCAGUCAGUCCGUCUUGGAACAGCUAACCUCAUCUGCACCCCCACCAUCCACCCCUUCUCCUCCCAUCCGCCCCUGGGAAUCAGGACCCCAAAGUCGGAGACAGUCUCAUCCUCACUCACACUACCACCAGGAAAGAUGUCUAACUCCAGCCCGGCACAGACGCAGUCCACCAGCAAGACGUCAGCGUGGCCGUCUCUCCAGACCCUCUCGCCACCUGCCUCCUCAUCACCACCCCCCCACCCAAGGCCCCAUAUCUCGUCUGUCACCAUCCGAGCUCCAGGAUGAAAACUACCACCACAACCCCCAUCCAUCCACUCCGCAGACAUACCCAACACACACUCCCAGCGCCUACGGUCAGCCUCCCACGUCUGGGGGUGGAGGGGUAGGUUCAGAGGAACCCCGAGCUUUCCAUCCCCCCAGCCUAUCAUCGCGACUACUGCACCCGGCCACUCACCACCAUCACCACCACCAUCAUCAGCAACAGCAUCAUUCAACGCAACAGCAACAAGGAGCCAUGGUUAUGGAUUUGCAUGAACAGCUGCAGCAGGGCACUGUACCCGUCUCCUACACGGUGACCCCAGUCCCUACUCACGGUCUCACAGCGCCUUUGUGUAGCAGUCAGCAUCUUCCACCUACCUGCUCCUCACAACAACAGGUCCCUGCCUGCAGCGUGGUCUUCAGCACUGGACAACACUACCACCCGAUGAUACAGGCAUGUUCAGUGCAACAUUUGCCGGUGCCCUAUGCCUUUCCCUCACUGCUGUCCAGUGAUCCUCAGUUCCUGCUUCACCCUCCACCUCACAUGUCUCACCACCCGCCCCACCUCCCCACACCCGGACAGUUCCUGCCUUUCCAGACACAACAGCCGCGUUCGCCCUUACAGAGGAUUGAAAAUGAGGUUGAGCUUCUGGGAGAGCAGCUUUCAGUGGGUGGAGGUUUCAGCUAUGCCCACCAUCACCAUCACCACCAUCACCACCAGCCGCCCUCUGCUCUGGCGCCUUCAACACCGCUCCAGUUCCUUUCACACCACGACCCCCUGUCACAGGAGCUUUUUACAGUGCCCUAUCCUCACUUUAUGCCUCGGCGAUUCACAAGCCGGCGUUACCGUUCUCAACAGGCAGUACCCCCGUCUCCGUACCACCCCAGCUUCCUGCCUUACUUCUUGUCCGUGCUUCCUAUGCCUCCAAAUGUGGCCCCUGCUAUCAGUCUAGAACUGGAUGUGGAUGAUGGAGAGGUGGAGAACUACGAGGCCCUGUUGAACCUUGCAGAGCGUUUGGGAGAGGCCAAGCCCAGAGGUCUAACUAAAGCAGAUAUAGAACAGCUUCCAUCAUACAGGUUCAACCCCAACAACCAUCAAUCUGAGCAAACACUGUGUGUGGUGUGCAUGUGUGACUUCGAGUCACGCCAGCUUCUCAGAGUAUUACCCUGUAAUCAUGAGUUCCACACCAAGUGUGUAGACAAGUGGCUUAAGGCUAACAGGACCUGUCCUAUCUGUCGAGCCGAUGCCUCUGAGGUACAACGGGACUCUGAGUGACCUCCUAUAAAUAUCCACAAUCCCUGACUCCCUGUUGGAUGCACCAACCAAUCAGUGAACUUCCUUACCCCUUUACCACAAGCCUUUGCUUACACAUAACUGGGACCAGUGCUCAUUAAUCCUUCACUCUAUCCCACCAGACACUGAAUGGUAAUUCUCACCUGGGAUCAGCAUUUAUAGAAGUGUGGAGACUUUUUGCUGACUCGUGCUUACUUUAUCACUGGACUUCAUAGGCCUUCCGUUUUUGGACUAUUAGACCCUGCUACCCUGCCUUCUUCUGAUGGUUAACGCUCACUAUAUAUGGCCUUUAAAAACACACCCACGACACAGUGUCAUGUGCAGGUGGACAUAUAUGUACGUAUUUUUAAAAAAUGGCAUUAUGAACCCUUCUGAAUUGUGAACUGUUAAGUUCUGGUAAUGGAGAGAAGAACAGGCUUAUUUGAAAACCACCUGUAUAGUUGUACUAACAAACACUGAGGGGGGAAAUUGGCAGUCCAAAGAUUAUAUUUUCGUUAUUGUUCUUCUGGUUAUAAUUAAGCAGUCCCAUUUUUGGUGUGCAGAGACUGACCUUUUUAACUAGACUCAUUAUAGUUGUGCAGCAGAAUGAGCCAGUUUAAUUUCUCUGUGUGUAUUCUUGCAUUCCUUGGUUUCUGAGCAGUCUGUAUAGGGUGAAACAAAGAUACUGUACACUGUGUGACAAAGAGUGAGCUACUUUGGAGCAGUGAAAAAAUACACUUUAUUUUCUCUA
Messenger RNA from Neolamprologus brichardi, 3193 nucleotides. RefSeq names its product ring finger protein 38 (gene rnf38). NCBI's taxonomy places the organism in Eukaryota, Metazoa, Chordata, Actinopteri, Cichliformes, Cichlidae. Gene Ontology annotation, molecular function: ubiquitin protein ligase activity. The record is from RefSeq and is a predicted model, not a curated record. Gene Ontology annotation, biological process: protein ubiquitination.